AUGUAUCGGAAGUUGUCUAAGUUAGAACACUCGGAAAUAAAACAACUUCUUACAGAAGCUAAUAUAGAUGUUGCAAAGCAUUACGCAACAAACAAAAAAGCACUCGCUGACAUCCUCAAUGACUAUAAUGGUGCAAUAAGUUAUGAUAGAAUUCAUGAGUUCAUAAAGCCGCAACGCGGCGAGGACGAAGUCCAUGCAAGAGCAUUUCCUUUAAAUGACGUUGCUAUUGACUUAUAUCAUAGACGUUCAGUACCUCAUGAAGUAAGAAGAGAAAUGUUUGACAUAACAAAUGCAAACGUUGGUGAAACAAGAAGAAGAGACGACACACUGAAACAACAGAGAAGAGAGAUGUUUAAGAGCGCUAUAGAACAAGUUCGCAAAGCUAACGAUGUCCUUCGUUCCAUUGACGACAAACCAAAAGAAGGUGAGAGAUGGUUAAAGAAAGAUGAAGAGAAUAGGAAGAGGAAUGUUAAGACAGGCAAUAGACUCAUUGACUUUAACAUCGAAGCUUUAGAUGAACCAAACAGAGACUACUUACACAAACAUUUCGGUAAGGUUUUCAUGAGACUCUUAGAGAAGAUUAAAAUAAACUCCCAACAGAGAUGGAUGGUAUGUUAUAAACUUGGUGGAAAGUAUGAAUGUUCUACGUUAAACCUCAAUAAUAUUGGAACAUUACUACAUCAGCUCUUGAAGGAGAACUUUAUAUCAGAGAUAGAAGCAAAUGCUGCAGGUAUUAUUGAAAUGCACUAUGACUUCUUCUUGACAAACAUAAAGAAUCUUACUGAAAUAAAGAUGUAUGAUUUAACAGAAUAUGAAGGCUUAACGAUGUCAGAUGUAAAGAAAGGCAAACCAAAAAAGAGACCAUAUAGAGAUGAAAGCACACUGACAAAUGACCAGAAAGCCAUUUUGGAAGCUCUUAAGCAAACAGGAAACCCAGCACUUAUAGAAAGCUUUUGGAAAGAUAAUGGUGAAAAGAAGUUUUAUAAGAAGAGAAGCGGUCAGUUCUGGAAGUAUCUUUGCACAUUACCUAUAAAUCUUGAACGCUACCAAAUCUUCAAUGAACUGAACAAAAGAACUGCAACACUUAUGACAGAAGAUAACUGCUUCGUUUAUGCUUGCAUUCAGGCUGGAGUAAAUGAAGAAACUAUUGACCACAUGAGAGAAGUCAUUCGUGUUAGAGACUUUCCUCAAAGUAAAGUACAAGAAAUUUCUGACGCAACAGGUAUAGCAUUUAAUGUUACCAUUGGUUACUUCAAUGACUCAAGACAUAAUGAAAUAAAGAGAUACAUACCAAAAGAAUGUGAAACUGUUCGAACUAUUGACUUACUUCUUGUUGAAGACCACUACAUGCUAAAUGAAAGAUUACCAAUGACAACAUAUUUCAUUCGCAACUAUAUAGAAAUCUUGAAGGAGUGUGGUGGAAUGAACAUUGAGAAACAGAUGAAGAUUUAUACAAAGAGAGAGAACAAAUAUAUUGUUCGUUAUGAUAGAACAACACCGUUAUGGGAUGUUAUGAAAACAUUGUGGGAGUGCAAAUAUUUCGAACCUAUUUCUUAUGGAGAACUUUUCACAUAUACGACUGACUUAUAUAAACAGAACCUUGCACCAUUUAAAGAUUUGACAUAUGCUCCAAAGUAUUGUGUACAACUGAAGAAGAAAGCCGAGUCAAAAGAAGUAAAUAAAGCUAAAUGUAAGUUCAUUCCUGAGCACGUUUUCUUUGCUGACUUUGAGUGUAGCACAGACGGCUUUCAUAAAGCCUUUAACAUUUGUUAUGACAGUGAAGAUGGUUCAGUGAGUGAAAGCAUUUGGGGUCAGAACUGUGCAACAGAAUUUUUGGAACGACUUCCUGACAAGAGUUUAAUAUAUUUCCAUAACCUCAGUUAUGAUAUAAACUUCAUCUUAAGACACAUGACAGAAGUGAAAGGAACUCCCAUCAUUAAAGGUUCACGAACAAUGCAAAUAACUGGCUUAUAUAAAGGAAGGGCAAUUAUUAUAAAAGACUCUUACAGUGUUAUAAAUAAGAAGCUUAAACUAUUUCCUGCUAUGUUUAACUUACAAACAGGACCGAAAGAAGUAUUUCCAUACAACUACUACAGCAGUGUUUUGUUAGCAAAUGACAACAGAACUGGUGUCAUUUCUGAAGCGUGUAAGUUUGUAAAAGAUAUUGAUACGUUCAUGAAAAACAUAGAUUCCAUCAAAGGUUGCAGAAUAGAUGAAAACCAUUUCGAUUUAGAAAAAUAUAGCUCAUUUUAUUGCAAACAAGAUGUAAGAAUUUUAAGAGAAGGUUUUGUUAAGUUCCGCAAUGACAUAUUAAAAGAAUUUGAUUUAAACGUUUAUGACUACGUUAGUAUUUGUUCUAUUGCUAACAAAUUGUUUGAGAACAGAGUGUACUUCCCGAAUGGAAAUUUAUAUGACCUCUCAAAUAAAACAAGAGAAUUUAUUUCGAGAUGCAUUCAAGGUGGAAGAUGUAUGUUGUCAGAUAACAUUAAACAAAAGAGCGAAAAGAAACUCAUUGCUGAUUUCGACGCUGUUUCAUUAUAUCCAUCCGCUAUAGCAAGACUUUAUACUUUAGAAGGUAUUCCAAAGGUUAUGAAGAAAGAAAUGUUAAGCACAGAGUAUCUCAUGAGACAUUUAUUCGAUGACGACCAAAAGGAACCCAUUGGUGAAAAGUUUAUGUCUGGCUUCUUUGUUCUCAUUAAGAUAACAGAGAUUGGAAUACAUAGACACUUUCCUUUAAUAGUUUGUGACCCUGAACUAAAUCCAGAACUUAACGUUCCCAGAAGUUCAAACACUUGCUGUUUAAUGUAUGUUGACCAUAUAACAUUACAAGACCUCAUAAAAUAUCAAGGUGUCAAAUGUGAAGUGUUGCAAGGAUAUUAUUACGAUGGAAACAGAGAUAUUAGAAUAAGAGAUGAAGUAAAGAAGUUGUUUGAGUUAAGGUUAAAGUAUAAGAAAGAAGGAAAUCCUUUGCAAGAAAAUAUAAAGCUCAUUCUGAACAGUAUUUAUGGCAAAACUAUUCUUUCUCCUAUUGAGUCAAAAAUAACCAUAGUAAAUGACAAAGAUGCUAUAAGAUAUGCCAUCAGAAACUACAACCAUAUAGUGAAGUUCGAAGGUUUGGAUGGUUCAGAUAAAACUAUUUUCAAGCUAACGAAAAGCAUUUGCAGACACUUUAACUUCUGUCCACUUGGUGUUAAUAUCUUAUCUAUGUCGAAGAGAAUAAUGUGUGAAGUAUUCUGUACUGCUGAAGAUAUGGGACUUCAAAUAUUUUACCAGGACUGUGAUAGCAUGCAUAUUUUCAAUGAAGACAUACCAAAGCUUGCAGCAGAGUUUAAGAAGAGAUACGGUCGCGAACUUAUAGGAAAGAACCUUGGUCAAUUUCAUUCUGAUUUCGCAGAAAUAACACCUGGAAAACAAAGUUUAGCAUACAAGUCAAUAUUUUGUGGAAAGAAGACCUACAUAGACUUACUCACUAACAAUUUAAAUGAAGUUGCAUUCCAUGCACGUUGCAAAGGUGUCAAACAAGACGUCCUUGCUUUAACAGCAAAUGAAAUGUUUCCUGAAGCUAUACAAUGCUAUUACAAUGAAGAUAAGAACAUUCACAUACCUGUUGGAACAUAUGACAAAGACUCUGAGUUCAGUUUAAUGAAACUUUACAAAGCACUUCAUGAUGGUCAAGAGAUUGGAUUUGACUUAUGUAAGUCAUGUCAACCUUGCUUUGCUGAAAAGUUUAACUUCUCAAUAACGACUAAAACAAGCUUUAUUCGUAAGUUGAAGUUCUGA
Trichomonas vaginalis G3 is the source of this 3780-nucleotide messenger RNA. Its product is annotated as organellar and viral DNA polymerase type B. The transcript has a single exon. The record is from RefSeq and is a predicted model, not a curated record. Gene Ontology annotation, biological process: DNA replication. Bases 1 to 3780 code for a protein of 1259 amino acids. NCBI's taxonomy places the organism in Eukaryota, Parabasalia, Trichomonadida, Trichomonadidae. Gene Ontology annotation, molecular function: DNA-directed DNA polymerase activity; nucleotide binding; DNA binding.